Messenger RNA from Funneliformis geosporum, 537 nucleotides. The record is from the annotation of a GenBank genome assembly. Lineage: Eukaryota; Fungi; Glomeromycota; Glomeromycetes; Glomerales; Glomeraceae.
AUGUCUCUCCGUCGAAUCAUCUUAAUUUCGACAACUCUCUAUCUACUUCUUCCAUUCGUUUUAAGUUCGGGAAAUAAUCCUUAUUUUGAUCCAAACAUUCCAUCAUGUGUUGCCUGUGAAAAAGAAUACCCUUCUAUCGAUUCAUGUACGGAAUCUAAUGAAAUUUUUCAAAAUGCUUCUUCGGUUUUGUUUGAUCCUCUACAAUUUGUUAAUGCGAUCCGUUGUGCUUGCGCUGACACGUUCUUAUCCGUAUAUCCGCUAUGUAUAGAAUGUUUUCGAAGGACAGGUCAGCCGGAUACAUUAUUGAAUACAGAAGUUCCUCCAACGAUAGAAACGAUUAGAGGAGUUUGUCAGACUAUAAGUGCAACUAAUGGAAAUGCUAGUAAUUAUGAUGCUACGGCGACGAUGACCCCUUUAAGUCCAUCCGAUCGACCUUGGAUGAAUUCUGCAAAUUCAUCUAAAGGAAUGUUAUGGAUCAUAAGUUUCAUUGUGUUAACUUCAACGUGCAUGUUAUUCUUACAACGGUUGGAUCAAUAA